Rotaria sordida is the source of this 1806-nucleotide messenger RNA. The record is from the annotation of a GenBank genome assembly. NCBI's taxonomy places the organism in Eukaryota, Metazoa, Rotifera, Eurotatoria, Philodinida, Philodinidae.
AUGCAUACCGUUUUUCGAAUUGGAAUAGUACAAAAAAUUGACCAAAAUCAUGAACUUUAUCAAGUGAAUCUUAAUCUUACAUCAGAUGAUGACAAACAACUUCGUCAACUUACAGAAUUUAUCCGAGAAGAAGAUCGAAGUUCAGCAGGAUGGCCACGCAUGGGUAAUCUACUAAUGAAAAUAGGCGAAUUCAAUAAAGCUGCAGCAUUGUAUACCGUACUACUUCAACAAGCAUCUGAUGACCAUACAAAAGCUAAUAUUUAUAACAAUCUUGGUUUAACAAAAGAGAAACUAGGUGAGAACGAAGAAGCAAUAAGAUAUUACAAAAAAUCCCUCACGAUUCAUCGAAAUAGUCUCCCAGCACAUCAUCUUUCACUCGCUACUUCCUACAACAACAUCGGUGUAGCGUAUUAUAAGAUGGGUGACUAUUCGCAAGCACUUGAGUUUUACAUUAGUGCAUUAGAAAUAAAGGAAAAAGCUGAACCUCCAAAUCCACUUGAUUUAGCUACUUCCUAUAACAACAUCGGUCUAGUUUACGACAAUAUGGGUAAACACUCGAACGCACUUGAAUUUUACGAAAAAGCGAAUAAAAUCAAUGAACAAACGCUUCCUUCUAAUCAUCCUCACUUAGCGACUGGUUACAAUAAUGUCGGUGCUGUAUAUAGCAAUAUUGGUGACUACACGAAAGCACUUCAAUUUUAUGAAAAAGCACUUAAAAUAGGUGAAAAAAGUCUAUCCCCGCAUCAUCCCGAUUUGGCUGCCUCCUAUAAUAACAUUGCUGGAGCACAUAUGCAGAUGAAGGAAUACUCAAAGGCACUUGAAUUUUACGAAAAAGCGGGUAAAAUCUACGAAAAAUCUCUGUCACUAGAUCAUCCCUCAUUGGCUAUUUCCUAUAACAACAUUGCUUCAGUAUAUGAUAACAUGGGUGAACACUCAAAGGCACUUGAAUUUUACGAAAAAGCACUUAAAAUAAAAGAAAAAUCUCUGUCAUUAGAUCAUCCCUCAUUGGCUAUUUCCUAUAACAACAUUGCUUCAAUAUAUGAUAACAUGGGUGAACACGCAAAGGCACUUGAAUUUUACAAAAAAGCACUUAAAAUACAAGAAAAAUCUGAGCCUCCAAAUUAUUCCAUUUUGGCUAUUUUCUACAACAACAUUGGUCAAGUGUAUAAUAAGACGCACGAAUGCUCGAAGGCACUUGAAUUUUACGAAAAAUCACAUAAAAUCAAAGAAAAAGCUCUGCCUCCGAAUCAUCCCGACUUGGCUACUUCCUACCACAACAUUGCUGGGGUGUAUCAGAACCUAGGUGACUACUCGAAAGCACUUGAAUUUUACGAAAAAGACUUAGAAAUAACAAAAAAAGGCCUGCCUCCGAAUCAUCCCGACUUGGCUACUUCCUACAACAACAUUGCUGGAGUGUAUCUAAACAUAGGUGACUACUCGAAAGCACUUGAAUUUUACGAAAAAGACUUAGAAAUAAUAAGAAAAGCUCUGCCUCCGAAUCAUCCCGACUUGGCUAUUUCAUACAACAACAUCGGCCUAGUGUAUAACAGCAUGGGUGACUACUGGAAAGCACUUGAGUUUUACGAAAAAUCUCAUGAAAUAAAAGAAAAAGCUCUGCCUCCGAAUCAUCCCUCAUUGGCUAUCUCUUAUGGCAACAUUGGUCAAGUGUAUGACAACAUAGGCAACUGCUCCAAAGCACUUUCAUUUCUCGAAAAGGCGCUUGCUAUCCAACAAAAAACACUUUCACCAUCAGAUCCUCACAUUAUGGAAACGAUUCGUAGAAUUAACGAUGUUAAAAAGGUGUAA